Fomitiporia mediterranea MF3/22 is the source of this 558-nucleotide messenger RNA. RefSeq lists its product as uncharacterized. The transcript is spliced from 4 exons. NCBI's taxonomy places the organism in Eukaryota, Fungi, Basidiomycota, Agaricomycetes, Hymenochaetales, Hymenochaetaceae. The record is from RefSeq and is a predicted model, not a curated record. The coding region runs from base 1 to 558 and encodes 185 amino acids.
AUGUCUCGGACUAAAAAACAUGCUGAAAGCUCUAACGGAAAAGCCGAAGCAGCAAUUGCGAGCAAGUACAAUUGGGACGAUGCCGAAUCAAUUAGUUCUUUCAGCAGCAGCAACUUUGGAAUUACCCUUAAAGGUAAAACGGUAGACAAAGGUAAACCCGUAGCUAUGGAAUUCAUGCCAUCGAGUAAAGAAAAUGAUGAAAUCGCUGACAAUGUCUGCAAGAUAAGAGGUCAUUUGCAAAGACUAAUGGAAGCAAGGCAAAUUCCUUCAGAUCAUAUCGGUUCAGAAGUUGGACGCGACCUUGUUAUAAGCAACUUCCGAAAUGCGGCUACUUUUAUAAAACAGCAGGAUGAGUCGGAUGACGAAGCCUUUCGAGGAGAUCCAACACUACAUAUAGAACCUGGUAAAUGGUUCGAAGGUGAGGAGUACCUUGCUCCUGAAGUGACGAACGAGGCAAGUUCUAUACAGCAUGGUGUAAUCAUCAUGUCACCUAAAGUAGAUAUCUUCGCCGUCGGGUUAGUAUUCGCCUUGUGUAAGAAGAACAUGCCUACUGAAUAA